GGUCACGUGUCCGGCCCUUGGACACAGACCCAGCUCCUUCCAUCUGCGGCCGCUCCUUCCCCCACGCUCUGGCGAGCUGGGCUGUGCGAGGAGGGAACCCAGCGUCUCGUCCCAGCCCCCCUUGGCACACGCACCCCAGCUUCAGGCACCCGAGCUGGGGGAAGCUCUGUCGGGGUUCAGCAUGAAAAGGGCUCAGAGUGCGGGGGAACGGGCGCUGCUCGGCUCAGCCAGGGUUUCCUCGGUUUCACUCAAAGGCUGAGGAAUGUCUGACACUAACGAUAUCCAGAUGUGCCUACUUGGCAGCCCGCUGCCGGGACAUUACCGAGGGGACGCAGGAUCAGCGCUAUCGAAUGGGAUUUCAAAUACUUCAUGAAAACUUCACCGGCGGGGGUGAAAGCUACACGGAGACAACCGCAGCAGCUGUUUGUGAGCUGUUGUCUAACGUGUGACUGGCAUCGCGAUGGUGAGGCUGACAGCGCCGACAGGAGAGACUGUAAUAAAACGGGACUAGCCAGCUGGGAAGCUGAUGAAGCCACAUAUUUUAGGACUGGGGCAAGCAGUAAGUAAGGCGCCCUGUCCUGUAACAGCAUGGCUCUCAUCCACUCGUUUGCGCUGGCCUGAAAAUCAGCUCCGACAGGAAAGCUGGAAACGGUCUUUGGAGCGGGGGCUGCGUUUUUGUUACCUGCUUGUGCAGUGUUUCAAACAACCGAGAUUUUGCCUCCAGGUGCUGCAACGCAAGUAACGGCAGUGGUGACGCUGUGUCGGUGACACUGCGCACGGGGACAGAGCACUGCUGUGACGGUGGCACUGGCCGCCAGCAUCCAAGCAGAGCCACGGUGUGCAGCUGAGCACCGAUGGCCUCUGCUCCCUGCACUGCAUUCCUUCGGCUCUGGUUCAUGAUCCCAACUCCUGGGAGUGGUCUCUUAAGACAUUCAGCUAAUUAAAUCCUACAGCUUAUUCUCUGUUUACAGAGAUCAAAACUUCUAAGCAGCUAAAUGAGAUGGGCUAUUUUUUUCUGUUGAAGAACUGAUCGAAUGAGACACAAGAUCUUUGGGAAAAGCGCAAGGAAUCAAAUCUUGUAUUUCAAGAGGCACUUUCAUCUCUCACGAAUGAAUAAAACAUUCGUAACACCAGGCUCUGCCUUGCUUCUGCAUACUGGGAUUUAUUUGCCCACCUUGUGCUUACUGAUGGACAUUGGUGCCAGGCAGCUCCAACACAGCUUUUAACAGUCCCAGAAGCACCGCGGAGACAAUGAGAGUUCGUCUCAAGGGGGAUGCGAUCUGUACCCUCAUCCUGUUGGUAGCGCUCUGCUCUCUACUCUACUCCCAGCUGGAACAUCUAGUCCCAGUAGGAAACAAGGAGCCAACACAGAAGAAGCCUUCAAUAACACCAAAAAUAUCCCCUGACCCCAGAGCACCUUGGAGACUGAUGCCAGCAGAGGCAACGGUACCCAGACCGCGAGUCACUCCUAUUGUUAGACGAACAGAAGUGGCCAACAACAGGGUCCAAACUACAGCUCCACCCCCACUGACUGAUUCUGCCUUCAACUUCAAGCGCUACCUCCUAAACAAGGACAACAGGAACUUCAAUCUCCUCAUUAACCAGCCCAAGAAAUGCAGGAAAACACCUGGAGGUCCCUUUCUGCUCAUUGCGAUCAAAUCAGUAGUUGAAGACUUUGACAGACGUGAGAUUGUCCGGAAAACUUGGGGCAGGGAGGGUUUGGUGAACGGGGAGCAGAUCCAGCGAGUGUUCCUCCUUGGAACACCAAAGAAUAGGACAGCGCUGGCAACAUGGGAGACCCUGAUCCAUCAGGAGAGCCAGGUAUACCGGGAUAUUUUACUCUGGGACUUCAUGGACACUUUCUUCAACCUGACCCUGAAGGAGAUCCACUUCCUGAACUGGGCUGCUGAAUUCUGCCACAAUGUGAAAUUUAUUUUUAAAGGUGACGCUGAUGUUUUUGUCAAUGUCGAGAACAUCGUUGACUUCCUUGAGAGACAUGACCCCGCUGAGGACCUCUUUGUUGGGGACAUCAUCUACAACGCCCGCCCUAUCCGUGUCCGAAAGAGCAAAUACUACAUCCCAGAGACCAUGUACGGGCUCAGCAUCUACCCAGCUUACGCAGGGGGAGGAGGGUUUUUGCUGUCCAGCCGCACCAUGAGGAAGCUCUCCAGGGCUUGCAGAGAGGUAGAACUCUUCCCCAUUGACGACGUCUUUUUGGGCAUGUGCUUACAGAGAAUCAACCUCAAACCCAUUUUGCAUGAAGGAUUCAAGACCUUUGGCAUUGUCAGGCCAUCCGCUGCCCCACACCUACAGACAUUUGACCCCUGUUUUUACAAAGAUCUCAUGGUGGUUCACAGUCUGAAAGUUGCUGAGAUCUGGCUAAUGUGGAACCUGCUCCACAGCCCCCAUCUUUCCUGUACUCAGAAGAAGCAAGUGAAGAAGCCUUUCCAAUGGAAGAGGAAAGCUCAGACAACACAGGCAUCACCCCUCAGAUAAUGCAGGCAGACUGCAGCAGAACCACAGAGCAAAACAGCUGAGAAAGGGAACCCGGAACUGUCACAACCAAUUAAACUGACUGUAGAAGCAGAAUAUUUUAGCACAGCUUAUUUACAUUUUCAAGAGAAGACGAAAAACGAUUGCUGGAAUUUGCCAAAAUUCCACGUUUGCACACAUGUAUCAUGUAGGUCCUGCUCCAUUACUGAGUCCAAAUAAUCAUCCUGUAUCUUUAAUUUAUUAUUAUUUAUUAGUGUUGUAGUAGUGCUUAGUGGGCCAAUGUGCAAAAAGCACAUUGCAAACUGCAGUCUUUGGAGAUUUUUCAGCAUUGUUAGAAAUCUGAGAAACGAAAAAAGAGCACAGGGAUCAUUGUCAACUUGUUACCUUGACUUGGACUCAUUGAGAAACGACCAAACUACACCGUAACCAGAGUAAAGGAAAUCAAGUCACCUUAGCGUAUGCUCAUAUCAAAUCCCUGCUGCCUGGUUGGCUUUCUGAAGGCUUCAUAAGAAGAGAAGAACAAAAUAUAGCUAUCGAAAUAGGGUCGUAUAUGAUCCUCGAUGAUCUUGAGCGUCUCUUCCAAACAAAAUGGUUUUAUGAUUCUGUGUUGCAGAUAGGGUGGACUAGAAGAAAACAAACUGGAGGCUGAGGCUGGUGUGGCCGGUUGGGCAAAGGACAAGCAGGUAGAUAACUGGGAAGGGGUGGACUUCCAAAGUGCCUUUAAAGAAAGGACAAGAAGAACUUUGAGUUGAUCCCUCCUAGUAUUGAUGUUUCAUUAUUAGUAGCAACUCCUCAGUUCAAAUAUCUGCUUCAUUGACAGACUCAGGGGAGCAGUUUUUGGCACUUCCAUGAGCUCAGGCUGUCUAUGCCAACUGACGCUCAGUGAAAACUCAAAGUCAUCCAACAGUAUCUGAUCUCUCUGACCACCCAGUCCAGAUCUUCAGAAGGUUUGCAUCUGGAGAGACCCUUUGGCCUUUGGUUGUGCAGGUAAAACCACACGGACCUGCUGCUUGUGUCACAUUUGGGAGCUUCUUCAAACCAAAGGAGAACUUGUCAACGGACCAGGCUGGUUUCUACAGACCCCGGUGCUCUCGCCUGGCACACAGGCAACUGCAAAGAGCAGCCAAGAACUUCCAUACUGCCGCAGGCGUCACGUAAAGGGAGAAAGUGAUCUUCAGACAGAAGAGCUUCGGAACAAAAACCUUUCCAAAUUUAUUGCAAGAAAGCAAAAACACACAGCAGUCUUUCGGUUGAGUUUUCCAAGUUUCGGUCCGUCUGUAACUUUGUAAGUAAUUUAAGCAUCGGACAAGAACAUUGGAUGGCUUAGUUUUUCAAAGAACAAUCAAUACUUUGGAACAUUUUGGGAUUUUUUUCCAGCAGCAGAUUGCCUUAAAAGAACAUCCUUUCCUUGGACAAGUAAAUUCCUCUAAAUCGAGGUCAAAAAGCUAUGAAAUUCAUGGGGCAAAGAGCCUGAAUUCACCUCUGGUACUGUGUUUAUUAAUCCUUUUGCAAUUUUUUACCCCUCAACAAAACUCCUGUCCAUCGCAGAACCCCCAACACCACCACUCUUCGGGAAGGCACAUACACACAACUUCAAAGGAAACAACAGUAAAUGUGCAGGAAGCUGCUUUCCUUUGAACAGAGCCUGCAGCGCAGCUGCAUUUUGUAUCUGGGUCCAGCCUUCCUCCCACCCAGCAAUAAUCCAGGCUCAGUGCUCAGAUUAACUACACACAACAUGAAGGAAGGCAAGCUGGUAAUGUGCGUUGGUAGACUAUUAGCAAGUCAUACAAGUUAUCUUCAUCAUAAGCAUUUAAGCCUCACAGUAAUGUGUUUCCAAGGAAAGGUCAACUAUACAGAAAUCAAAAGACCAUGUGUUGAUCUGGGAUAUUUCCAGGAUGCAAUCCUGAAAUACAAAAUGCUCAUGCGAGCUUUACCAGGAGCUCUGUGGGGUGUGGAAAUGAGCCAGAGCCUUGCUGGUGGAAGAAAGCCCGUCAUGCCCCUGUUUACUAACGUGUGGUACCUACGUAUUUAUGAGCUUGUACAGAAAUGUAUUACCUGUGAUUAGUUUACAGUUUGGGAAAUUAUUUAUACCACAAUUAAAAGACAGCAUGCAGACGUG
This is a messenger RNA of Columba livia (rock pigeon), 4612 nucleotides long. RefSeq names its product UDP-GlcNAc:betaGal beta-1,3-N-acetylglucosaminyltransferase 9 (gene B3GNT9). Gene Ontology annotation, molecular function: UDP-glycosyltransferase activity; hexosyltransferase activity. Lineage: Eukaryota; Metazoa; Chordata; Aves; Columbiformes; Columbidae. The coding region runs from base 1252 to 2496 and encodes 414 amino acids. Gene Ontology annotation, cellular component: Golgi membrane. The record is from RefSeq and is a predicted model, not a curated record. The transcript is spliced from 4 exons.